Belonocnema kinseyi is the source of this 1008-nucleotide messenger RNA. RefSeq lists its product as uncharacterized. Gene Ontology annotation, cellular component: nucleus. The transcript has 3 exons. The record is from RefSeq and is a predicted model, not a curated record. The coding region runs from base 1 to 1008 and encodes 335 amino acids. Gene Ontology annotation, molecular function: DNA binding. NCBI's taxonomy places the organism in Eukaryota, Metazoa, Arthropoda, Insecta, Hymenoptera, Cynipidae.
AUGGAGACAACUGGAUUAGAGACGACUCCAGGAACAGGAAAAAUACAGAUACCGGUGUAUAUCGUAGAUAUUUUUUCCAACGAUCAAAAAGAAGCGCUGGCAAAGAAAAUUGGAAAUGGAAGAUACCUGGGCAAAGUAUUUCCGCUUUCGAGUUGGUUGUCAAGAUUCUUGAUGCGUCAUUCAACUUUAUUGCUGCGAAGGCCACAAGCGACAAGUCUGAGUCGAGCCACGGCUUUUAAUCAGCACAAUGUCAGCAUGUUCUUCACGAAAUUAAAGGACGAGAUCGAGAGAUUUGCUAUCGAGUCAGCAAAUAUUUGGAACAUGGACGAGAGUGAUCUGACAACAGUGCGAAAACCCGUGGCAGUUCUUGCACAGCGUGGAAUACGAAAUCUGGGAUCUGCAACAUCGGCUGAACGUGGGGUUCUAGUCACUCUAGCUCUUGCUGUAUCUGCAGGCGGUGUGUGCUUGCCACCAUUCUACGUAUUUCCUAGAAAAAAAUUCAGGGGUGAUGUCCUUGCUGCAGCUGGUUUCGGAGCUGAUGGAGCAACCAAUCCUUCCGGAUUGAUGCAAGGAGAGCAGUUCUUGAAAUUCUUGAAUCAUUUCAAGAAAUACGCUCGCACAGCACCAGAUUCGAAGACCCUCUUGAUUUUGGACAACCGCGAAUCCCAUAUGACCAUAGCUGCUUUGGAUUUUUGCAAGGAUAAUGAAAUUAUUGUUUUAUCGCUUCCGCCUUACACGAGCCAUGAACUUCAACCUAUUGACAGGGGUGUCUUUGGGCGAAUCAAGACUUUCUACAACGCAGCUCUAGAACAUUCCAACGAUGGAGCCGAAAAGGAGAAUAAUGAUGAAGAAAACAACGAUCCUGAAGUCAGUGCUAAGGCUGCUUUGGAACACGUCAGACCUUUUCCAAAGGCUCCUCCACGUGAGCCCACGAACCGAGGCCGGAAGCGCCGAAAAUCGGCGUUAUUGAUGGACGAAGACGAAAUGGAGGCGCUGCGCGCUGAAUAG